GUAACUCCGGGUUCGCGUAAGUCGGAGUAUUACUGUAUUUUAUGUUUAAAUGCAUUGUGUAGUGUGUUAUUUCCUGAUCUCCCUGUCUCUCUAACUUUCCCUCCUCCAUCUGCCCACAUUUAUUCCCAUACGUAGCGGCAUGCGCGCGUUCCACAAAUGCGCGGAAAGCACAAUCGAAGGUUUCUGUGUUUGCCAGAAUACACAGUGGUGUCAGAAGCAUAAUAUGGGGGCGCUUCACAGAUUCCACACAAUUAUUAUGAAUUAUUAAUUUCAAUUACUGUAGUCUUGUAGUAGCUAGUUCGCAUGAGUUCUAGGCUAUAUCGCCCCAUGAUAAAGUGUGACAUAAUUGUCAUGUAAUAGUAGUUGUAUGCAUUUAUGAUGGUAGUAAUGCAGAGAAUAAUGCCAUCUGGGAGGUCUUUUAAGAUUAAUUGAUCCUUAUUCUGUGUUACAGAUGUGGAGAAAACCCAGAAAACUCCACAUGGCCAGCCCGUCCAAGCAAGGUGCGAACCCACAACCGAACUCCCAGUGUUCAGGGGACAGAACCGCUUGGCCACUGAAAUUGUUCAACCAUCAGCAUCUUCUCUAUAUAAAAUGGAAAAUAUACCUGGAUAUGAAGGAGUUACAACUACACCAAAAACUGUAGUACCGCCAAUUAAUUCAGGUCGUCCAAGUGUUCCUCCUACUAUAAAUCCUCAAACUGUUCAAAGAAGAGUAGGAUUAACAGAGGAAGAAGUUCGAGAAGCACUUAUUGAACAUGUUUCUCAACAUUGUUGUUAUGGAAGUGAUCCAGCUAAAAAUAUGGUUAUUAGAGAUAUCACAAUGUCAAGUGCAUUUCAUUAUAAAUUAGAAACAUUUGGAGAAAGUCGUGAAACAACAUGGGCACACACUCCAUACAAUGGUAAUUUUUGCUUUUCUUUUUAAGAACCACCAAACAUUUAUCAGAGUAGGCAAGAAAGUCCAGAUUAAUUUACAUGUAAAAGACAAUCUCACAUAUAGGAUGAGGUGUGACUUUAAAGAUCAAAAUAAAGAAAAUUAUAUUU
Molecule: messenger RNA, 1040 nt
Organism: Centruroides sculpturatus (bark scorpion)
Lineage: Eukaryota; Metazoa; Arthropoda; Arachnida; Scorpiones; Buthidae
Product: protein SSUH2 homolog
Exons: 5
Coding region: 592-921 (109 amino acids)
Source: RefSeq, a predicted model, not a curated record